Lottia gigantea (owl limpet) is the source of this 2211-nucleotide messenger RNA. RefSeq lists its product as hypothetical. The transcript is spliced from 12 exons. NCBI's taxonomy places the organism in Eukaryota, Metazoa, Mollusca, Gastropoda, Lottiidae. The record is from RefSeq and is a predicted model, not a curated record. Bases 1 to 2211 code for a protein of 736 amino acids.
AUGGUUUGGGGGACUCUCUCAUUGUUUGUCCUCGCCGCGACUGUAACGGUAGGAGUGUUUGCAACUAUUGACAUCGAGUUUAUUUCUGGUAAAAGUCCACCAUCCUCUAUCCCAACUGAUGAAAAUAGGGUGUACUCUGUUGCUCUUGGAGAACGGAUAAGUAAGCCUGUAGAAGCUAAAAUUGUACUUGAUGGCAGCUAUGUAACAACUGGUGACAUUGCCAGUGCAGAGGUUAAAGUGACAUCAAUAGAUGAGAAUGUGUAUGAUAACAAUCUACCUUCUACUUCUGAUACAUGGGCAUCAACUGGAGGUAAAAUAUGCCAAUGGGCUUACAACGUAGCGUAUCCUAAAAGAAGAGAUCGAAGAUUUGCUGAGUUUGUGUGUGCAGAUAAUACAACCAAAACAUUGGAGGGCAUUACAGCUUUUGGUGGACUAAUAACUAUUGAAGGACUUUAUCAUACUCAUCCCUCUGGUUCGGUUCCCACUGGAAAUCGAGUACUGAAAGUGUCAAUUACAGUGAAUGGAACAGAGUAUACCAAAGUCACUGAGCCCAUACAGGUUACUGAGCCUGCCAAAUCAUUGACUGUAUCAUCAGUAUUGCCUGCUACUGCAACAGCCAAUUCACCAUUUGACAUCACAUUACAAAUUAAAGAUGGAUCUGGAAACGUGGUCACCAGUGGUUUAGAUUCAACUCUAUUUGUCACGUUAUCUGUCAGUUGGGAACACAAAGAAUUUUAUCAUCUCAUUGGUAAAGAAAUGUUUCUGAAGGAGACACAGUUUAGAUUAGCCGGUGAUGGUGCCAGGGAACAUGCUAGUUAUUAUGAUACUAUAAUUAGAAAACGGGCAACUAAUGGUGUAGUGACAUUUACCAAUGUUCGAAUUCUGGAUGUUGGAACAGUGAAGUUAAAUUUUACCAUGUCCGUUCCGAGAGAUCCCUGGAUUCGACAACCUGAUGAUUAUUCUGAUAUGACGUGUAAAACUGUUUAUGAUGGAGUUUAUUUCACCUAUAAUGAUACCGCAGCUUGUCCCACUGUAGACGCUAUACUCAUAUCAGAUCCUAUAAUUAUCACAGAACAAGCUGCAGCCUCUCUAGCAUUAGUUACACCUACAUCUACUAUUUAUACAAAUAUUGGUGCCAAUAUGCCGCUAACACCAGACAUUAUCGUAGAAGUACGCGAUUCUGGUGGGAAUAGAAUUUACGCUGGGCAAGACUCAACAUUGGCUAUUGUAACAACUAUUAGUCCAGGAUCAGCCUGUUUAUCAACUGAUAGUAAUUUUAACCUGGUAGAUGGACGGGGUGUGUUUCCUGGCUCAAUCUGUGACAGUGGAGCUGGAAUAACUCUGUCAUUUGAAACAACCAGUAUCGUUUCUCCUGCUGGUACCAUUUCAGCUGGACCUUUACCAGCUAUGAGUGUUACAGGUGACAUACAUAUUGCUAACUUCAUUGAUUACUAUAAAUCAGGAUCUAGUGCUGACCCUCAACCUCAUAUGGAUUCAUUUACUAAAUUUGCUGUCAAUGACAUCAACAAUGGAAUAUUUCCAGGUCUCCUGAAUGGAAGAACUUUAAAAAUUCAGAGUGUUAACACAUGGGGUGAUGUAUCUAAAACAGUAGAUGCUUAUAAAGAGAUGAUUGAACAUGGAACACAUAAUCCAGCAGAGAAAGUUCGGGCUAUGAUAGGGUUUGGUCAGAAUUAUUUGACUGAGAGAAUGACUCCAUUACUUAAUGGUGAUAAAAUGCCAUUGUUAGCUACAAGAGAGGACAAAUUGGAAUUUGGAGACAAGGCUUUAUACCCCUACUAUAACAGAUUAUCUUGGCAUGAAGGAGCUGCCACCCACAGUGUUUUCUUGGCUUUUAAACAGAGGAAAUGGAAGAAAGUGUGCUAUCUCGAAAUGGAUUCCAUCUCCAAUCUCCACGUGAACUUGUCCGAGACCGAAUUUCGAUUCAGAAGAGCCUAUGAACAAGUGGUUUUGCUGAACAACAAAUUACAAGAUCUUCAAGUUAGAUACGAUCAACCAAGACGAGAUGAGCUGCGUUCUUUCCGCUACAACAUCCGUUUGAGAAUGUCUGCAGUCGAAGGUGUGAGAAAUGCUUAUUAUGAAUAUGCUCGCCAAAAAGCUGACAAAGUUCUUUACCUUCGCCACAAGAUCAGGUCGACGGUUGUCAGCGAUUUCGAAGACGACAGCAGCAGUUCCGAAGAGUCCAUGGAGUAG